Molecule: messenger RNA, 1826 nt
Organism: Marasmius oreades (fairy-ring Marasmius)
Lineage: Eukaryota; Fungi; Basidiomycota; Agaricomycetes; Agaricales; Marasmiaceae
Exons: 8
Coding region: 547-1791 (414 amino acids)
Source: RefSeq, a predicted model, not a curated record
CCUACACUGCGCGCGUACUUUGGCACCUUCUGAUCUCACCAAGAUCUCACAUGCCUCAGUAAUCUACCUAUGAAUGGAAUCCCUCCAGUGACACCCCGCAGCAUUCCCAGUACGGUUUCAAGACUCCGGGAUAACCGCAGCGGCUGCACGCGGUUGGCAAUGUACCUCGAUUCACAGGUCAACCCUCAUUGAACCCUCAACGAAACUUGUCUGACUCAUAUAUCUCACAUCUGAAUGUUCGUCAAUACCUAUUUUUCCGUAGAGGAAUUUUUACGGGUCCGACUAGACACUACCGCAGACAACAUCUCCUUACAAGUCGGAUUCUUCAUGAAUUUGAGUGGACAUCGACAAGCUCCCACCACACUCGUGUCCGCAACUUAAUGGAUUCGGUACGGCGACAGGUAGCUACUUGAAUGCGUAGUUGUCAGACCAGGCAAAGGAGCCAUCACAUGUUCUGCCGCUCUAACUGGGAUUUUCAAGUCGAGUCAUUUUAACUAGCGCCUUUAGUCCAAUAAAAACCAUUCCGUUCUGUUCACACUACGGGAAAUGACCACCGAAAGUCCAACAUUCAACAUUGGCACCAUGAGUUCCCCACCUCCCUAUUCAGCCUCUAGCCCUUCACCCGGUUACUCCUCUGAUCCCGCUCAUAACGAACGAAGACUUGUUUACCAAAGAAGGCCAUUAUAUGACACCGUCCGAGAUGGCAUUUUUGUUCAUAAAGAGGACAAGGUAACUCUAAUCCUGGACAGCCAGAUACAAGGGACAACACUACCAGAGUACGGUCGGCGUUCCGUUGUUUCUGGAACAAUAAUCCUCGACGAACCGCAAGUCAUAGCAGAGGUCAAAACCGAGCUCAAGGGUCGUGCCCAGUUUUUGACUCUUGCACAAGGAUUCUCUGAUAGGGAAAUAUUUUGCGUUUCGGAGGUCCUCUAUACCAGGGACCAGACAGACGACGACUGUCCCCCCUCACUUGUGCUGUCCUCCCUUUUCCCACCCACGUUCCAAGCUGGAGAAGUCUCGUGCCCACUCCCUCCCUCCUGCGAUGAAAUACUGUGCGGAGACAGCAAUCAAUACGCCCGAGUUUCGUAUUCUUUCACGGUUAUAAUUACAAAGCUCCGUGGACGCAAAGCUAGCGUUUUAUUGGGGAAGAACAGGCGAUACUUCAGUGUCUUACUCAAAUACCGGCCACGGUCCCGUCCCCCGCGACCUGUCACUAUAAAUCAUUCUCUCCUCUCGACUAUCAAAGUAUGUCCAGAAGAAUGGCAACAAUCUGUUACCUCGAUUGAGCCUCGCUUCCCCGGCUCUGACUCCCUUCAACCCAUAUCGUGUCAGCUCUUUUUACCGUCUGUGGGGGUCUUCGAGCUGAAGGAAACGAUACCAUUCCAUGUUCAACUUGUCGGACCCUCGGGCGCAUUCUCACGUCUUUGUCAAGGCGACCGGAGCCACCCACCUAUCAAAGUGAACCUAUGCCGACAGCUUGUGCUUGAUAUCGAGGGAAGGAGAGUCUCAACAGUCUUCUCUCUCGGUGAAGGAAAAGUUGCCUUCGCCCCGCGCCUCGAUUCAGGUCAACACGGAACAGCCCUCAAUUUUGAAGGUCAAGUCCAGGUUAGCGCUCCCGAUAUCACAGUUCCAACCUUCGAUUCAGGAAUAAUCGCCGCUCGUGAUUUCGUCUCUGUUGAACUUUCCCCAAAAACGGCGUCCACCACCCAGUUGUUUGCCCCGUUUCGACAUACGCAUGUAGCGAAAUUGGUUACCGACCCUUGGUGCGACGUACCGAAUCCAUUUGGUUAAAGUACAGCAAUCUUUAACAGCCCUGCGUUGAAUUG